Serendipita indica DSM 11827 is the source of this 2205-nucleotide messenger RNA. The record is from the annotation of a GenBank genome assembly. Lineage: Eukaryota; Fungi; Basidiomycota; Agaricomycetes; Sebacinales; Serendipitaceae.
AUGCAACAUGCAGCCAGGAGCCGCAAGCGCACCCACAGCGACAGGAUGCCAUUGGCAUAUCUUGGUUCGACCAUGAUCCACGACCCAUCCACGGUCGCUGCUGCCUCCCAGACGGGCCCAGAGGACUUUGAAGACGCUUUGAUUGCACCUCCCGCGCUCGACAACCAUGUCCUGGAUGUGCCCCAUCCCUCGACGGCGCCCAAGACUCCCCCCGCACUCCUCUCGCCCGCCGACUUGCCCGCAGAUCCAAAGCAAGCUGUCUGGGCAAUUGCUGCAAACGCAAAACAACAGUCCUCGAAGCGUGCCCAGUCGUCCAAGCAAAAGCCCGGCCAGGCGACCCAGCAGCCCACCAUUUCCACUUUUUCCACCUUUAAUCACAUUCACAUUGUCCAGCCAUAUGUUCACAAUGGUGGCAAUAGCAACACCAACACCCACCCCAACGCGGCGGCGGCGGCGGCGGCGGCAUCGUCGAACAAGGAAGAGACUGCCAACGGCUGUAGCACGUCGACGUUUAGCAUCAAUGCCUCGACCCCUUAUACGUUUGCAAAUCCAUUCUGCACCAAUGCCCUGCACACAAUGCUCCCAGGCCCAGGCGGCAAGCCAAAGGAUUCCGCCACCAACAUUGCCGGUCAGCCACCCCGACCUGCAAACGCCUGGAUCUUGUAUCGCUCGGACAAGAUGAAGAAUCUCGCCCCCGAACCAGGCAAACCACGCCGUCCGCAGGCCGACAUUUCAAAGCUCAUCGCCGAAAUGUGGAAAAACGAAAAACCAGAAAUUCGUCAGCAGUACGAGGCUCUCAGCGACCUCAAAAAGGCAGAGCAUCUCGCCAUGUACCCUGGCUAUCGUUUCCAACCGAUGAAAAAGGCCGACAAGGAAAAGGUCCGCGCCGAGCGCAAGGCGGAAAAGGAAAAAGAGAAAAUGGCCGCGAGUCUGUCGAUGAAGAGCUAUCGCCGACCUCCAAAGUCGAAACGUGGCGCGACCGAAGAAGGAGACGACCACGACACCGCCGCCGACGAUUCGACACCUACCCCUUCGCUCGGUCCGACGUCCCCGACCAGCACUGCGCCAGGAACGGCCAUGUUUGUCUGGACGCAGCCACAGACGGUCCCAGAGACCAGCGUCGAACCUUCGACGGGCCCCAUGUCCCCGACCGCGCGCCAACACACGGCCUCGUAUCAACCAUAUGCCAGAGCGCCAGCAGGUGCUUCGACAUCGGCGGUUGCUGCUACUGCGAAGCGCAAACGCGCUCGGACAAAGGUCGAGGUUUCCGCUCCUGCCAUUCCCUCGGGAGAACCGAACCAGGCUCAUGGGUUUGACUAUACUGGCCCUGUACCCAACACGUCGUUUUCGUUUUACGAAGCUGCUCAACAGCCACAAGAGUCUCCCGGUCUCAUCGACUUUGCGGCCUAUAGCGCUCAGUUUAUGCCCGGAUACCAUCCAGCGAUUCCUCAGCCGUCGAGUGGUGCGAAUCCUGAUCAUAAUUCUCAUCCGACGCCGCCAUACAAUGCCACCAUUGAGCACGAGAUGCAGUCCACCGCUGGCUUUGCCCUUGAGCCGAUCAGAGGUCACAAUGAAAUCUUCGAGUUUACCAAUCUCGAUCUCUCCCUCCUCGACAACCAAGAAAUUGCCGUCACGCUUCCAGACGAUUUGCAGUUUGACCUUGGGCUUGGACUUGGACUCGGAACCGAUGCCUUUGGCCUCGACGGUGGAGGAUUUGCCGAAUUUGGAAGUUUGGCGAUGGAUUCUGGAGGUAGCUUGGGCUUUGGCACCAACAAGGUGUCGGCAGACAUGGUUCAGUUUGACGCACCCCCGUAUAACGCUCAUCCAAACCUCUCCAUAUCCACCCAGAUUCUUCAACAGCAACCAGGGCACCACUCGGAUCCGUACAAUGUCACUUCGCCAAUGGAAACACCCCAAGCUGCCACCAACUUCUACGGCUUUCCGAUGCAUCAGCCGCAGGAGCAGCAACCAGCACUGUAUCAUACGGCUCAGCACAGCUUUGGCCAGCACGACUUUGCUUCGUCGUCGUUUGGGGCCUAUACGUCUCCCAACCAACCCUUCCUCUCGCCGACCUAUGCGAGCCCACCGCCCUUGUCAGUCAUUGACGAAUCGUCGACCAUUGGUUCACCCACGAGCGAGACCUUUGGCUCCUCUCAGCAAACUGCCAGGACCGGCCGAAAGGCUACCAUGAACAGCUGGCGAUAG